CAUCUAAUUUUGUAGAAAAACGUUUGCUCUACAAAAUGCAUUUGUUAAAAAAAUUCCAGAAUCAUUUCUUAGAAAACUCGGAGUAUUCGAAAAAUACAUUAAAUCACGGAAAAAAACUGUCCGAACAGUUUUUUUUUUUCGUAAUUUAGUAUAUUUUAGAAUGCUCUAAGUUUUCUUAGAAAUGGUUCUGGAAUUCUUUUAACAAAUGCAUUUUGUAGAGCAAAUAUUUUUCUACAAAAUUAGAUGUUUUACAGCUCUGAGAGAAUCGUGAUAACUGAUUUAUAGCAAUUCUCCCGGAUGCCCCAAAAGGUCUUCCGGCCAGACUGAUCAUCGCCAUAUAAUAUCACACAGCCAUUACCACAACAGCCUACGAGUUAUGUAUCCUACUACUUAAUGAAGAAUUGUAUUAUUGAAUUAUAUUCAUCAAUUAAGCACACUUCAAAAAGUACCCGUUAACCAUAUGAAUUUACAUUUAAUAAUAAUUAUACAUUUAUUCGAAUUAUAUUUAACCAUUCUAUUUAUAACACGACUUCGAGUUGGAACAUAUUGUAUAUAAAACGACGGCAUAAAACAUUAGUAGUAAACAGAAACGACAAUACAGAGAGAGGUGAUGAUGGACAGAGUUCGAAGAGUCCAUUGUCAAAUCUCAGUUAAAAUAAUAAUUGUAUAUUGACUAAAAUUACGUCUUUCUCACGAUCAUUUGCUGUAACACGUUUACUGUAAUUAAAAAUUAUUUGAAUUUUACUAAUUCUAGGACUUUAUCCACAGCGACAUCUUGGAAAAACACUCGUAGAAAUGCGUCCCAUAUUGCAUAAUCUUUCCGAAAAAUAUGGCAUAAAUAUAUGUGGCGAAGGUGGUGAAUACGAAACAUUGACACUAGAUUGUUCAUUAUUUAAGAAACGUAUAGUCAUUGAUCAUUUCAAAAUUGUGCUUGGCUCUGCCGAUGUUGGCUAUUUGAAAGUUGAACAAGCUCAUCUAGAAGAUAAAUCAGAUGGAUUAUGA
Messenger RNA from Didymodactylos carnosus, 1002 nucleotides. NCBI's taxonomy places the organism in Eukaryota, Metazoa, Rotifera, Eurotatoria, Philodinida, Philodinidae. The record is from the annotation of a GenBank genome assembly.